UACGAAUUUUUAGUAUGUCAUCUUGGUUGUUGAUGUUUUUCGUCGUAAUUGUUUUUUCGUUUUAUUUCAGAAAGAAAAAAAAAUUAUAGCUUUUUAAAUCGAGUAUUUCUUUCCACCGGGGGUUGUAACUUUGGUCUGGCAAGUCGAGAGCAGAACGAAAAAAUGCAUCAGCGCUCGAUUUGCAAAUUCCUUCUGAGACAUCAUCGCAUCUCGAAGCUCUCUCCCUUCAACUCCUCGGCUCACCGCAUCUUGGACUCCACCUCAUUUCCAAAACCCACCACAAAUUUCCACCGGACCCUCUCAAACUCACCCACCCAGUUCAUACCUCGCCGCCACUUCAGCGAUUUCGACCAGAACAAAGAAGUGGACAUGAUCAAUCUCAAGUUUGCAGAGGCAAGAGAGGAGAUAGAGAUGGCCAUGGAGUCCAAAGAGACGGUCUAUUUCGAUGAAGAGGCUGAGUGUGCUCGGAAUGCUGUCAAUGAAGUUCUUGAAAGUUAUGCGGCGUUGUUGGCCAAGUUGCCUGAGGAAAAAAAGGCCGCAGUGCAGAGGUCCAUGGGCCUCAAGAUUGAGCAGUUGAAAGCCGAAAUCGAACAGCUCAAUGAAUGAUAAUGAGGUUGGUCCUUAUUGGGCAUACAAUGAACUUUCAUUUUUGUAUUUCUGAUUUUUUGUUUUUAAUUGAGGCCAAGAGCUUAGGAUGAAGUUUGUGAACUAUGGGUGUUUUAUGUUUUAACAUGAAAUAGAUGACUACACAUC
Fragaria vesca subsp. vesca is the source of this 753-nucleotide messenger RNA. RefSeq lists its product as uncharacterized. NCBI's taxonomy places the organism in Eukaryota, Viridiplantae, Streptophyta, Magnoliopsida, Rosales, Rosaceae. Bases 163 to 606 code for a protein of 147 amino acids. The transcript has a single exon. The record is from RefSeq and is a predicted model, not a curated record.